GGGGACGUAGGCUGUUACGCGGCGUCGCCUCCGAGUCGAGUCCCAACCUGUUUCCGUGCCUUUUCCCUCUUCCUCACCUGCCUGACCUGGCCUGGCCUGGCCCCCAAUCAAAAACGAGCGACCUCAACCGACGGAAUCCCCAACCCCAACCCCCAAAACCAAUCCGCCGCCGCGCUGCCUCGCCUCGCUCGUCGCUCCCACCACCACCACAAACCCGCGCCUCCUCCGCCGCCGCACGCCCGCCCGCCGACGAAUCAGGUGAGCGCGCCGCCCUCCUCCCCCUCCCGCUAUAGAUCCGUAGCGCCCGAUCUACCCGCCGCCGCCGCCCGGGCUGUCCCGCCGAUACCUAACUCCGCGAUUCGAUGCGCGCGCCGAUCCUUCGCCCUAGGUUUUGACCGCCGCGGCGGCGCGGGCUCUGCUCGGAUCGCCGGUGGUCCGGCCGGAACAUGAGUUUGGAUUUAAUAUUACAGGCGCAGCCAUGUUCAACAGGCUCUUUGGUAAGCCCAAGGAGCAGGCCAAUGCUAGUGCGUUGGCCACGCUUGAUAAGUUAAAUGAGACCCUUGACAUGCUGGAGAAGAAGGAGAAAGUCUUAGAGAAAAAGGCAGCCGCAGAACUGGAGAGGGCUAAGGAGUUCUCAAAAGCAAAGAAUAAAAGAGCGGCUAUCCAAUCCUUGAAGAGAAAAAAGCUUUAUGAACAACAAAUUGAGCAGCUAGGGAACUUCCAGUUGAGAAUUCAUGAUCAGAUGAUCAUGUUAGAAGCUGCAAAAGCUACGACAGAAACCGUUGAUGCUUUGAGGACUGGAGCUGCAGCUAUGAAAGCAAUGCAAAAGGCGACAAAUAUUGAUGACGUUGAUAAGACUAUGGAUGAAAUUAAUGAACAGACUGAAAACAUGAAACAAAUACAAGAUGCUUUGUCAGCCCCUCUUGGAGCAUCUGCUGAUUUUGAUGAGGACGAACUAGAGGCAGAACUGGAAGAACUGGAGGGAGCAGAAUUGGAAUCUCAGCUUCUCGAGCCUGUUGCAGCUCCACCUGUGCAUCCAGUGCAGGUCCCAGGCACCAGGAUACCAACUCGCCCUGCUCCACAGAAAGCAUCAGCUGAGGAGGAUGAGCUUGCAGCCUUGCAAGCUGAAAUGGCAUUGUGAUCAGGUUCACAAUGAAGAGACGAAAUGUACAAAUGAUUGGCUGUGCUCUACGGAAUUUCAACGAGUCUAGCUACAAUAUAAUUUCCCAUGUGUGUACAAUCUUUGGGGAUAGUCAGCAAUCAAAGAGAGAUGCUGCUUCAGUCCAGUACUCCAGUGUUCUGUUUUAGUGGCUUGGGGGGUGUCGUCUGUUUUCCAUGCACAUAAUUUAAGUUAAUCUGGCACAGUAAGCUCCAAGCUAAUCCAUAGUCAUGCAAUGUGCAUUGCUGUCGCACAAUAUUUUUCAUUGACCAUGAAGCCGUGUAAAACAAGUUGAAGCGAUUGAUACGUUUGUUGGGCUUUCUGCUUCCCUUUUCUUUUGA
Messenger RNA from Oryza sativa Japonica Group (Japanese rice), 1500 nucleotides. Its product is annotated as vacuolar protein sorting-associated protein 32 homolog 2. NCBI's taxonomy places the organism in Eukaryota, Viridiplantae, Streptophyta, Magnoliopsida, Poales, Poaceae. Gene Ontology annotation, cellular component: ESCRT III complex; multivesicular body; cytoplasmic side of plasma membrane. The record is from RefSeq and is a predicted model, not a curated record. Gene Ontology annotation, biological process: vesicle budding from membrane; late endosome to vacuole transport via multivesicular body sorting pathway.